This is a messenger RNA of Tachyglossus aculeatus (Australian echidna), 900 nucleotides long. RefSeq names its product ubiquitin C-terminal hydrolase L3 (gene UCHL3). The record is from RefSeq and is a predicted model, not a curated record. Gene Ontology annotation, biological process: protein deubiquitination; ubiquitin-dependent protein catabolic process. Gene Ontology annotation, cellular component: cytoplasm. Bases 60 to 752 code for a protein of 230 amino acids. NCBI's taxonomy places the organism in Eukaryota, Metazoa, Chordata, Mammalia, Monotremata, Tachyglossidae. The transcript is spliced from 9 exons. Gene Ontology annotation, molecular function: cysteine-type deubiquitinase activity.
CCUGCCUCCGGCCUGCAUCCCACCGUUGCCAGGCAGCCCUCCUUGCCUGCCCGCCUGACAUGGAGGGGCACCGCUGGUUGCCCCUGGAGGCCAACCCCGAGGUGACCAACCAGUUCCUUAAACAACUUGGUUUAUAUCCAAACUGGCAGUUUGUGGAUGUGUAUGGGAUGGAUCCAGAGCUCCUGAGCAUGGUGCCAAGACCUGUCUGUGCAGUCUUACUUCUCUUCCCAAUUACGGAAAAGUAUGAAGUGUUCAGAACAGAAGAGGAGGAGAAAAUAAAAUCUAAAGGACAGGAUGUCACAUCAUCAGUCUAUUUUAUGAAGCAAACCAUCAGUAAUGCCUGUGGAACAAUUGGGCUAAUUCAUGCAAUCGCUAAUAAUAGAGACAAAAUGAACUUUGAAUCUGACUCAACCCUGAAAAAAUUCUUGGAGGAAUCUAUAUCUAUGAGUCCCGAAGAAAGAGCCAAAUACCUAGAAAAAUAUGAAGCUAUUCGAGUUACUCACGAGUCCAGUGCCCACGAAGGCCAAACAGAGGCACCAAAUAUAGAUGAGAAAGUAGAUCUGCAUUUUAUUGCAUUAGUUCACGUAGAAGGUCAUCUCUAUGAAUUAGAUGGACGCAAACCUUUUCCAAUAAACCAUGGGGAAACUAGUGAUGACACUUUAUUAGAAGAUGCGAUAGAAGUUUGCAAGAAGUUCAUGGAACGUGACCCAGAGGAAUUACGAUUUAACGCAAUAGCUCUAUCUGCUGCAUAACUCCUCCCUGGUGCAAACACCGCUAUUGUAUUAUUAUUUGUAACAAAACUAAAAUUCCUACCAGGUACUAAUGCUAAAAAUUUUGAUAUUUUCACGACCUUGUUGACCAGUUCUAGUUUACAUGGAUUAAACUUAGAAUUAAUCCUUA